Molecule: messenger RNA, 2228 nt
Organism: Cucurbita moschata (crookneck pumpkin)
Lineage: Eukaryota; Viridiplantae; Streptophyta; Magnoliopsida; Cucurbitales; Cucurbitaceae
Exons: 7
Coding region: 171-1988 (605 amino acids)
Molecular function (GO): mRNA binding; translation initiation factor activity
Source: RefSeq, a predicted model, not a curated record
CAAUCUAACGACGAGAGAAGAAAGAAGGCGAUCGUCUCUGGUCCGCGAGCGAGGGAGAGAGCAGUGAGAAGGUAAAGGGGAAGCCGCGCCUGCAGUUCAAUCAUCAGAGAGAUACGCUAAAUUUAAGAACGUGAAGAAACUGAGAAGAAAUUAGGGUUCUAUUUGGUACGAUGUCGAAGAAGAAAGGGAGUGGUAAUACUAUGACGCUUAAGGAUUUCCAUGGAGGUUCUAUCCCUAAUGAUCUGCCUCUCCCGUCUGCUCCUGGAGUAACCGUCAGACCUUCAGAUCGGACUAGUUUCGAUCGCCCUACAUCAUGGGGGAACCCAAUGAACAGGUCGGACCAUCGGUCUAGGCCGCAUUCAUCUCCGGCAAUCAGUCAUUUUGAUGACAAAACUCCAUUUCUCGCUCCUGCUGCACAUAUUGGCCGAAAUUUCGAUGAGGAUGAAAGGAAGCCUCUGGGCGGUGUAACACCUCCACGUCGAACUAUCAGUGAUGAGAGCAUUAGGGUUCUGCCUAGUCGUUCAGAGUUGAAGCAUGACUAUGAAUCAAGUGGGAGGCAGAGGAUGGCUCCAAUGUCGCAGUUUCCAACUUCUGGUGCAGUAAAUUCGUACGCAGGGAGAGUUGGUGACGCGUUCAACUCAGGUGUUGCUUCUCAGAAUUCAGGUGGAGGCAGCGGGAUGGCCUUUUCUGGGGCUCAUCCAAAUGCUUGGCAAGUAAGGAAGGAGGUGGUUUCUGUGGUUAAAGAACAUUCUCAUUCUGCGUGGGCUGGACCUAGUGCUGUCUCAAAGCUUGCUCAUGCUAGUGCUCUCGAAAAGGUGUCUUCAGGGAGAUGGCAGUCACAAACGUCCGUUGGUUAUCAAACUGAUGUGGUCGUUGUCGCAUCUUCUGAACCAGAUAUUAAAGUUCAGUCAAAGGGUUAUGGUAGUUCCUCUGACAAGGUUGAUGUAUUGUAUGGUAGGGAACUUCGUGAUGCUUCAUUAGCUAGGCAUGCAGGAAGACAACUUGGCAUAGAUGAUGGAACCGAGGGAAAUAGACAAGCUUUUUCCGAGCGUGAUAGAGUUGUAGUUCCUAAAUAUCAUGCUGUUAAAGAUAGAUCUUCUAAAAUGGAUGUUUCUGUAGUUCAGCAUUCUGAGCCUAAUCAAAUGGCUGGCGUGGGUCCAGUAGUCUCAGAACGCCCAAAGUUGAAAUUACUUCCAAGAACAAAGCCUUUGACAGGUUCAGAACCCAUUGCUCCUGAUAACAAGCAGAUGAUUCCUAAUGCUGUUUCUGCUGAAAAUGUGAAUGAAGUGCAUGGAAAUUCAAAUUAUGUGAAACCUAGUUCAGCUGGUUCUGAGAGUGGGAAGGAAGGAAUUGAGCGUCCAAAAUUGAACCUGAAGCCCCGGUCACAACCCAUUGAACAACCGGAAGGAAUUAGGGGGAGAGACAGGAUUUCUUUGUUUGGUGGUGCUCGCCCACGGGAGCAGGUUCUGAAGGAACGAGGGGUUGAUAAUACCACUAAUAACAACCAUGAUCUUGUUCAAAAUUCCGGAAGGAUUGAAGAAAACAUUUCAAGAACUGAGAGGGUUCAAGGGCCCCCAGUUCCUGUGCAUCGAACUGGAAAAACAGGGCAGGGUAUGGAAGGUGAGAGAAGGGAUAACAGGGCAGAUCCAGAGAUGCAAAGGAGGAAUUUCUCUGAUAAUCGGAGGAGGGAUAGAGACACUGAAAGACGACAGCAGCAGCAGCAGCAGCAGCAGCUCGAGCGGCCACCUUCUCCAGAGACAUGGCGCAAGCCUGUUGAGCAGCAGCCAAAGCCUGCCUCGAACUCUACCGACGUGUGUCCUGGGAAAGUAGCUUCAGCACUUGAGCUGGCUCAAGCCUUCUCUAGGUCGGUUUCGGAUUCAAACGUGGCCGAUCGGGUUCCCAGUCAAAGCAACCUCCCAGGACGGCCUCAGAUGCCUUUUUCACGGCUUAUGGGGUCAUCCUCUAGACCCCAAAUCAAUGGUUAUUAAAAUAUCAACUGUUUUAGGUCCAUGGGAAAGAAAAGAGGGAACAAACAUAAUUAGCAAGAAAAGAAAAGUUGAAACUUAGUUUGUUGUUUGGCAUUGCUAUAUGGUAAAAGUAAUUGUAUUGACAGUGAUACAUAGGCAGCUUCAUUAAUUUCCAUAGCUAAGACUUUCUGGAAUGCUUAUUCCACAGUAUUGCAGAAUCAUAGUUGAUCCAAAACUGGACGUCUGACUUUCUUAUUAUAA